CAAAAAAUGUCGUGAGUCUAAUGUUAUCAUUAGAGUCAAAUGUUAUCAUUAAAUAUAUAUAGAUAGGACUGUACUUGCGUUGGACUCUAGGCUUAAGCUAUGUAUAUAUAUAUAUAUAUGCUAGUAUUAGGACAUCAUAUUAUAAUAAGUAUUAUUUCAAGAAGACCAUCCGAUUGGUGCGGCUACGUCAAACGUUCGCGCCAUGACUGCAACAUUCUAGUGGCCAAUGUUGUUGACUUCAGGCAAAUCACGAUGGAGAUGCUCUCUCGACUAGAGCUCGGGACGACAGGGCUCAAGACCCUCACGCGCGAGGUGAUGGGCUUGCUCAUCGACAAGCCCAAGCAUGUGACGCUCAGCAGGUGGACAAAACGUUCUUUUGGCCCCCACAGGUCUAGUACGUCGUCGUUGUUGAUGUCUAUGGGUUCUACAAGGUUGGUUUUCUGUUGUUCACGACGGAGCGCACGCACAACCGAUGGAAGGUCGCCGCCGUCUAUUUGCAUUAAGUUGCUGUUAGAGCAUCUCCAAUAUAAGUUCUAAAUGGAGUUGUAUUUUGAAUUUUAGUACUUUAACAAUAAUAUUUCUUUAAUAGUGAUGCUAUUUUACAAAAAAAUAAAUAAUUACGAGAAUUGGCCUCUCAGGUCCUAAAUAUAGGACUUCAUA
Molecule: messenger RNA, 660 nt
Organism: Zea mays
Lineage: Eukaryota; Viridiplantae; Streptophyta; Magnoliopsida; Poales; Poaceae
Molecular function (GO): nucleic acid binding
Source: RefSeq, marked predicted